GUUACGAGCUGCAUGUUCUUUACGUGCAUGCUUCAUAAUUAAAGCUCCCAACAACCCUCUAAGCAAAAUUCUGCAGCAUCUCUGGAAUACUGCCUGAGAAUUUCGGGGUGCCAUGUCGAAGAAACGCAAAUGGGAUGAUGACUAUGUUCGUUACUGGUUCACCUGUACAACAGAGGUUGAUGGAACUCAGCGCCCACAAUGUGUAUUGUGUAACUCGAUAUUUUCAAAUGCUGACCUCAGACCAUCAAAAUUGUCUGACCAUUUUAACAGACAGCAUGGUGGUGUAGGUGGGCAUGAUCUCAAUAGCCUGAAGCAUAUGCCAACACCAUCUGAUCAGAGUGAAACCUUGAAAACAUUUGGAGUUACAUCUCAUGAGGAUGCCUUAUUACAAGCAUCAUAUCAGUUUGCAUAUUUAUGUGCCAAGGAGAAGAAUCCCCAUACAAUAGCUGAAAAAUUAGUAAAACCUUGUGCAUUGGAAAUAGCACAAAUAGUUUUGGGACCAGAUGCACAAAAGAAGCUUCAGCAGGUACCCUUAUCAGAUGAUGUGAUCCAUUCUAGAAUUGACGAAAUGAGCCAGGAUAUCUUACAGCAAGUUCUAGAGGACAUCAAAGCCAGUCCUCUGAAAGUGGGUAUUCAGCUUGCUGAGACAACGGACAUGGGUGACUGCAGUCAGCUAAUGGCAUUUGUACGAUACAUAAAAGAAAGAGAGAUCAUAGAAGAAUUUCUAUUCUGUGAACCAUUGCAGUUAACAAUGAAAGGAAAAGAUGUGUUCAAUCUCUUCAGAGACUUCUUUUUGAAGCAUAAGAUAGCACUUGAUGUAUGUGGCUCUGUUUGUACUGACGGUGCCUCUUCUAUGCUGGCAGAAAAUUCAGAAUUUGUUGCCUGUGUGAAAAAAGAGGCACCUCACAUCGUGAUCACGCAUUGUUUGUUGAAUCCUCAUGACCUUGUCACAAAGACCUUGCCUACAAAACUGAGAGAUGCUCUGUUUACUGUGGUGAGGGUAAUAAAUUUCAUCAAAGGACGCGCUCCAAAUCAUCGCCUCUUUCAGGCUUUUUUUGAAGAAAUUGGAAUCGAGUAUAGUGUCCUCCUUUUCCAUACUGAAAUGAGGUGGCUUUCCCGAGGUCAAAUACUUACCCAUAUUUUUGAAAUGUAUGAAGAAAUAAAUCAGUUUCUUCACCACCAAAGCAGUAACUUAGUUGAUGGCUUUGAAAAUAAAGAGUUUAAAGUUCACUUAGCAUACCUUGCAGAUUUAUUCAAACACCUGAAUGAACUUAGUGCAUCUAUGCAAAGGACUGGGAUGAACACAGUAUCAGCUAGAGAAAAGUUAUCUGCUUUUGUUAGGAAGUUUCCAUUUUGGCUAAAGCGAAUUGAGAAAAGAAAUUUUACCAACUUUCCUUUUCUUGAAGAAAUCAUUGUUUCAGAUAAUGAAGCAGCAAGCAUUGCAGCUGAAAUAACAGUGCACCUGCAACAGCUGAGCAACUUCUUCCAUGGAUAUUUUUCUGUUGGAGAUCUUGCUGAGGCAAGUAAAUGGAUACUGGAUCCGUUUCUUUUUAAUCUGGAUUUUGUCGAUGAUGGUUAUUUGAUGAAAACUGAUCUUGCUGAAUUACGAGCUAGUGGCCAAAUCCUAAUGGAAUUUGAGACAAUGAAGCUUGAGGAUUUCUGGUGUGCUCAAUUCACAGUGUUUCCAAGCCUGGCAAAGACAGCUCUAGAAAUCCUUAUACCAUUUGCAACUACAUACCUUUGUGAGUUGGGAUUUUCAUCACUUUUACAUUUUAAAACAAAGUCCAGAAGCUGCUUUAAUAUGAGUGAUGACAUUCGUGUGGCUAUUUCAAAAAAAGUUCCUCGUUUCUCAGACAUCAUUGAACAAAAGCUACAGCUACAGCAGAAGUCACUGUGAGCUGAUACAUUUUUAAUGUAUAAUUUUUAAUAUAUUCUUAAUUUCAUUGUAAAAUUAAGCUAUAAUUGUGUCUCUUUUAUAUUUAUGGCAUACCAAAUCCCAAGAAAAAGUUUAGCAUGUGUAACUUUUAAUUUUCACAGUUUUGAGAAUAAGAACACAGGCAGCAGAAAAGAUUAAAUACCACCUAGUGGAUACAUAGAAUUCUUCUAAGUAUCUGUUGAAGCUGUUGAUGUGAUACGUAAAAAGACACACAAGCACUAGAAUAUCCACCUAAGUGGUACAGUAGGCUAGGAAUGGAUCCCGGAGAAGAGAGAAGAUC
Messenger RNA from Neomonachus schauinslandi (Hawaiian monk seal), 2216 nucleotides. RefSeq names its product zinc finger BED-type containing 8 (gene ZBED8). The transcript is spliced from 2 exons. NCBI's taxonomy places the organism in Eukaryota, Metazoa, Chordata, Mammalia, Carnivora, Phocidae. The coding region runs from base 113 to 1897 and encodes 594 amino acids. The record is from RefSeq and is a predicted model, not a curated record.